This is a messenger RNA of Amborella trichopoda, 7630 nucleotides long. It is a transcript of the gene CSI1, whose product is annotated as binding protein. Gene Ontology annotation, biological process: anisotropic cell growth; regulation of cellulose biosynthetic process. Gene Ontology annotation, molecular function: microtubule binding. Gene Ontology annotation, cellular component: cellulose synthase complex. Lineage: Eukaryota; Viridiplantae; Streptophyta; Magnoliopsida; Amborellales; Amborellaceae. The record is from RefSeq and is a predicted model, not a curated record.
GUUAAGAGAGAGAGUAUUGGAAGGGGAGAGAGAGAGAGAUGAGAGAGAGAGAUUUAUAUUUUGUCGGCUGGUCUGAAGUAUCCACCAUUAUUUAAGGAUCGCGGCAUCGAUGGAGCGGCGAUUUCCGGUGCUUGCCGCUAAGCCGAUGAAGACCGUCGAACCAAAUCCCGGCCGAGUUAGGCGGUUUUCUGGCGAGGGCAGGUGAUUUUCCGGUCAAGUCAGGAGGUUAUCCGGCCAAGUCGCUUGUUACAGUGACGAGCCGCUAUAUUUGUCGACAGUGUGUGCGUAUAAAGCUCGAAUUCUUUGUGUCAAUGGUUUCUUAUAGAUAAAUUUGGAACCUAAAAUUUUAAGCGAUUGAUGUGGUUAUCUCUUCCAGUACUCUUCUUUGAGUUUUUUGAAUCUGCAGAUUUAUUCUCAAUGGAUUAAAAGUUAGAGGUCCUGUCAUUGAACAUUCAAGAAAGCAACAAUAGCUUUGCAGACUUUGUGCUUAAUACAUGUUUUGGAGUUGAACGAGGGAUAGGAGGAGCAGUGAGUUUAUGAUAUCAAGUAAAUAAUGUCCUGAUUUCGAAGUGGAGUUAGGCUUGGAGUCGUUGGUUGGUCUUCCAUUGAGGAAGCUCAUCCCCAAUAAAAAGCAGAAAAUUUGUUGAGAGGUCCAGUGGUCAAAUUGCUUAAAAUUCAACAAAGAUGGCAACAACACUAGCUUGGCGAUUUGGGAAUGGGAAUGGCAAUGCCCAUGGGUCAAAUGAUCUGGAAAAGCGCGUUGAAUCAAAACUCCCGGACUCGGAGCCUCCAACUCCACGUUCUUCAGUGAAGAUCAGCUCAAGGGAUCGCCAAAGUAGUAUGGAGGACCCAGAUGGGACACUAGCCAGCGUGGCCCAAUGCAUUGAGCAGUUGCGUCGGGGUGCUUCAAAUGCUCAGGAAAAGGAAAAUGCUUUGAGACAAUUGUUGGACCUUAUCGAUACCCGAGACAAUGCUUUUAGUGCGGUUGGGUCUCACUCCCAAGCAGUUCCAAUACUUGUUUCCAUUCUCAGAUCAGGAUCACUUGGGGUAAAGAUACUUGCUGCUACUGUUUUAGGCUCUCUUUGCAAGGAAGAUGAGCUAAGGGUAAAAGUAUUACUCGGAGGAUGUAUCCCACCAUUACUAGGUCUUCUGAAGUCCUCAUCAAAGGAAGGUCAAGUUGCAGCUGCUAAAGCUAUCUAUGCAGUCUCUCAAGGUGGUGCAAAGGACCAUGUUGGGUCAAAGAUCUUCUCAACUGAAGGUGUAGUGCCUGUUCUUUGGGAGCAAUUACAACCAGGUCUUCACAUUGAAAACUCUGUUGAUAGUCUCUUAACUGGAGCAUUGAAGAACUUGUCUACUUGCACUGAAGGAUUUUGGCCAGCAACUGUACAAGCAGGGGCAGUUGAUAUAUUAGUGAAGCUGCUUGUUAAUGGACAGUCAACCACUCAAGCAAAUGUGUGUUUUCUUCUAGCAACUAUGAUGAUGGAAUUGGCAUCUGUUUGCCCUAGGGUUUUGGAAGCAGAUGCAACUAAACAACUUCUUAAACUAAUUUCCCCUGGUAAUGAAGUGUCUGUUCGAGCAGAAGCUGCUGGUGCUUUAAAGGCUCUUUCUGCACAGUGUAAAGAAGCAAGGCGGGAGAUUGCUAAUUGUAAUGGUAUCCCUGCUUUGAUAAAUGCAACAAUAGCUCCGUCAAAGGAGUUUAUGCAAGGGGAAUAUGCACAAGCCUUGCAAGAGAAUGCAAUGUGUGCUCUGGCCAAUAUAUCAGGUGGUUUGUCCUACGUAAUCUCCAGCCUUGGAGAAAGUCUUCAAUCAUGCACUUCACCUGCCCAAGUUGCUGAUACAUUGGGGGCAUUAGCCUCUGCCCUAAUGAUCUAUGAUUACCAAGCUGAUUUUACUAGAGCCUCGGAUCCAUUGCUUAUAGAACAGGUGUUGGUUAAGCAGUUCAAGCCCAAAUUGCCAUUUCUCUUGCAAGAACGCACAAUAGAAGCACUUGCUAGCUUGUAUGGAAAUACCAUUCUAUCAAAAUUUCUUAAGCAUUCAGAUGCCAAACGCUUGCUUGUUGGUCUUGUAACCAUGGCAACAAAUGAGGUCCAAGAUGAGCUGGUUAGAUCCUUAUUGAUUCUUUGCAGCAAUGAAGGCAGUCUAUGGCAUGCACUCCAAGGUCGCGAGGGUAUUCAGCUGUUGAUUUCUCUUCUUGGGCUUUCUUCAGAGCAACAGCAAGAGUGUGCUGUGGCUUUGCUUUGCCUUUUAUCCAAUGAAAAUGAUGAAAGUAAAUGGGCCAUUACAGCGGCUGGAGGAAUACCUCCUUUAGUUCAGAUCCUAGAAACAGGAUCGGCAAAAGCAAAGGAAGAUUCAGCUACAAUCCUUGGAAAUCUCUGCAAUCACAGUGAAGAUAUCCGAGCUUGUGUUGAAAGUGCUGAUGCUGUACCUGCUCUGUUAUGGCUGUUAAAAAAUGGAAGCCCAAAUGGAAAAGAAAUUGCAGCAAAAACCCUAAACCAUUUAAUCCAUAAAUCAGAUACUGGGACCAUAAGCCAACUCACCGCAUUACUCACCAGUGACCUACCUGAAUCAAAAGUUUAUGUUUUGGAUGCUCUGAAAAGCCUUCUUUCUGUUGCUCCCAUCACUGAUAUAUUGCAUGAAGGUAGUGCUGCCAAUGAUGCAAUUGAAACAAUGAUAAAGAUAUUGAGCUCUACAAGGGAAGAAACUCAGGCAAAAUCAGCAUCAGUACUUGCCGAACUCUUCAAUCUUAGGAAGGAUCUUAGGGAAAGUAAUGUUGCUGUUAAGGCCCUUUGGUCAACUAUGAAGCUCUUGGGCAUUGAAUCAGAACAAAUAACGACGGCAUCUUCUAGAUGCCUGGCUGCAAUUUUUCGGUCCAUAAGAGAAAACAAGGAAGUAGCAGCUGUUGCUAAAGAUGCUCUGGCCACUUUGGUUGUUCUUGCUAAGUCUGAAGUUUUGGAGGUGGCAGAGCAAGCAAUUCGAGCUCUGGCUAACCUUUUCUUGGAUAAUGAGAUCUCUGAUAAUGUGGUUGCUGAAGAGAUAGUUCUACCCAUCACAAGAGUUCUACAUGAUGGCACAAUGGAUGGGAAAACCCAUGCUGCUGCUGCUAUUGCUCGUCUCCUGCACUGUGGGAUUGUUGAUGACACACACUCUGAUAUUGUGCACCGUGCUGGAACAGUGCUUGCACUUGUGAACCUUUUAUCAUCAUCUAAGAUUAAUGAUGCUGCCUCAUCUGAAGUGCUUGAGGCCCUUGUUUUGUUAUCUAGGAGCAAAGGAUCCACUGGAUAUAGCAAACCUGCAUGGGCGGUUUUGGGUGAAAACCCUCACACUAUGAUUCCCUUGGUUUGCUCUGUCUCUAAUGGAACUCCUACUUUACAAGACAAAGCGAUAGAAAUCUUGUCAAGACUUUGCAAAGACCAACCGGUUGUUUUGGGGGAUUUGAUAGCGAGCACUGAAGGUUGUAUUGCUGCGAUUACAAGAAGAGUGGUUGACUCAAAAAGCGCAGAAGUGAAAGUUGGGGGAACUGCUCUCCUUAUUUGUGCCGCCAAAGAGCACCACCAAAAAGCAGUGGAUGCCCUCAAUGAAUCAAACUUAUGCUUUUAUCUGAUUAAGUCACUUGUCGAAAUGCUGGAUGCAGAGCAUUCACAUACUUAUUGGAAUGCUGGGGAUCAUGAAAGUAAAUCAAAAGACAUUUGUAUUUACAGGGGUGCAAGGGCGCCACAAAAUGGAAACAUCCAAUCUGAGAUGGAUACUAGUGUAAUUUUUGGGGGCACUGUGGCCAUAUGGUUGCUUGCUAUACUCGCUUGCCAUGACAACAAAAGUAAAGUUGCCAUUAUGGAGACUGGAGCAGUUGAAGUUCUUACUGAUAAGAUCUCAAAGUAUUUGUCCCAAGUUAUUCAGACUGAUUCUAAAGAAGAUGAGAGUUCAUGGGUAUGUGCUCUACUUCUUGCCAUUCUUUUCCAAGAUAGAGAUAUCAUACGAGCACAUGCAACCAUGCGAGCCAUCCCUGUUCUUGCAAGUCUCUUGAGGUCCGAGGAGUCAGCUAACCGUUACUUCGCUGCUCAAGCAUUUUGCAGUUUGGUCUGCAAUGGUAGCAGAGGGACUCUUCUCGCUGUUGCCAAUUCUGGGGCUGCAGGUGGGCUCAUUCCCUUACUUGGAUGUGCUGACGCUGAUAUCUCUAACCUUCUAUUCCUAUCAGAGGAGUUCUUACUGGUGCGGAAUCCUGAGCAAGUUGCCCUCGAAAGAUUGUUCAGAGUUGAUGAUAUCAGAAUGGGUGCAACUUCUCGGAAAGCCAUACCUGCCCUUGUUGAUUUGCUGAAACCAAUUCCAGAUAGGCCUGGUGCGCCUUUCUUAGCACUUGGCCUUCUAACCCAGCUUUCAAAAGACUGCCCAUCAAACAAGCUCGUAAUGGUUGAAGCUGGGGCUUUAGAGGCCUUGACAAAAUAUCUUUCAUUGGGUCCACAAGACGCAACUGAGGAAGCGGCAACUGAUUUAUUAGGGAUUCUAUUCAGCAGUGCAGAAAUAAGGAAGCAUGAAUCUUCACUUGGAGCUGUAAAUCAACUCAUUGCUGUCCUUCGUCUAGGUGCAAGGACCUCAAGGUACAGUGCGGCCAAAGCUUUGGAGAGCCUCUUUUCCUCUGAUCAUAUUAGGAUAAGUGAAACAGCUAGACAAGCGGUUCAACCACUGGUUGAGAUUCUUAACACUGGAUCAGAAAGGGAGCAACAUGCUGCCAUAGCUGCACUCGUAAGAUUGUUACAUGAGAGCCCUUCAAGGGCUCUCGCCGUUGCUGAUGUCGAGAUGAAUGCAGUGGAUGUUCUUUGUCGCAUUCUUUCUUCCAACUGUUCAAUGGAGCUCAAGGGAGAUGCUGCUGAAUUGUGCUGUGUUCUCUUUGGAAAUACGAGAAUCAGGUCUACCCUUGCGGCUGCUCGUUGUGUCGAACCUUUGGUCUCUCUCCUUGUUGAAGAGUUUAGCCCUGCUCAGCUUGCUGUUGUUCGAGCCCUUGAUAGGCUAUUGGAUGACGAACAAUUAGCCGAGCUUGUUGCUGCACAUGGGGCUGUUAUUCCCCUUGUUGGUCUUCUUUUUGGCAAGAACUACACUCUGCAUGAAUCUGUAUCGAGAGCUUUGGUGAAGUUGGGAAAAGACAGGCCGGCUUGUAAACUAGAGAUGGUUAAAGCAGGAGUAAUUGAGAACAUACUUGAUAUUCUCCAUGAAGCACCUGAUUUUCUCUGUGCUAUGAUAGCUGAAUUGCUUCGAAUAUUAACAAACAAUACAACCAUUGCAAGGGGACCUUCUGCAGGUAAAGUGGUGGAGCCCCUCUUCCUUUUGUUGACGAGGCCAGAUAUUAGCCCUGAAGGCCAACACAGUAUUUUGCAGGUUCUUGUGAAUAUAUUGGAGCAUCCUAACUGCCGAGCUGAUUAUAGGCUGACACCUCACCAAGCCAUAGAACCACUAAUCAUUUUGUUAGAGUCUCCUUCUCAAGCAGUACAACAAUUAGCAGCUGAGCUUCUCUCUCAUCUUCUCUUGGAAGAGCAUCUACAGAAGGAUCCUAUAACACAGCUAGCAAUUGCGCCUUUGAUUCAGGUUCUUGGAACUGGCUCACAUGCUUUGCAGCAGAGGGCUAUAAAGGCUCUUGUUUGCAUUGCUCUAACAUGGCCGAAUGAGGUUGCAAAAGAAGGUGGAGUCAGUGAGCUAUCCAAAGUGAUUUUGCAGGCUGACCCCCCAUUACCUCAUGCUUUGUGGGAAUCUGCUGCUUCUGUUUUGGCUAGCAUUUUGCAAUUUAGCUCUCAAAAUGAUUUGGAGGUGCCUGUUGCUGUGUUGGUAAGGAUGCUUCGCUCUGGAACUGAGACUACCAUUAUUGGUGCAUUGAAUUCCCUGCUUGUGUUGGAGAGCGACGAUGCUACAAGUGCUGAGGCCAUGGCUGAAAGUGGUGCCACAGAGACCCUUUUAGAACUUCUUAGGUGUCAUCAAUGCGAGGAAACAGCAGCAAGACUUCUUGAAGCUCUGUUAAACAAUAUGAAGAUAAGAGAAAUGAAAUCUACAAAAGCUGCGAUUGCUCCAUUGUCCCAAUAUUUACUUGAUCCACAAACCCAAAAUCAGCAGGCAAGACUUUUAGCAUCUCUUGCUCUUGGUGAUAUCUUCCAAAAUGAGGGUCUUGCUCGAACAAAUGAUGCUGUAUCUGCAUGCCGAGCGCUUGUGAAUAUUCUUGAAGAUCAACCCACAGAAGAGAUGAAAGUGGUGGCUAUCUGUGCCUUACAAAACCUUGUUAUGUACAGUCGUUCUAAUAAGAGAGCUGUUGCAGAAGCUGGUGGAAUACAAGUUGUGCUUGACCUUAUUGGUACCUGUGAUCCGGAUACAGCAGUUCAGGCUGCAACUUUUAUAAAACUUCUGUUCUCUACUAAUACAAUCCAAGAGUAUGCAUCCAGCGAAACAGUGAGGGCUAUAACUGCUGCUAUCGAGAAAGAGUUAUGGGCCACUGGUACUGUGAGUGAGGAGUACUUAAAGGCUCUAAAUGCACUUCUUGGCAACUUUCCAAGGCUCAGAGCCACAGAGCCUGCAACUCUAUGCAUACCCCAUUUAGUCACUGCUCUCAAAACUGGUACUGAGGUGACUCAAGAAGCCGCCCUAGACUCCCUUCACCUACUGAGGCAAGCAUGGUCUGCUUGCCCUGCUGAAGUUAGCAAGGCUCAAGCAGUGGCUGCAGCUGAAGCCAUUCCAUUGCUUCAAUAUUUGAUCCAGUCUGGUCCACCUCGGUUUCAAGAGAAGGCUGAGCUUCUGUUGCAGUGUUUGCCUGGUACUUUAUUGGUUAUCAUAAAGCGUGGAAAUAAUUUAAAGCAAUCUGUGGGGAACCCUAGCGUCUAUUGCAAGAUCACUCUUGGAAACACACCACCCAGGCAAACUAAGGUUGUCUCAACUGGUCCUACUCCUGAAUGGGAUGAAGGCUUUGCCUGGGCAUUUGACAGUCCCCCAAAAGGCCAAAAGCUCCACAUCUCUUGCAAGAAUAAGAGCAAAUUUGGGAAGAGCUCGUUCGGAAAGGUAACAAUUCAAAUUGAUCGGGUGGUCAUGCUGGGAUCAGUUGCAGGAGAAUACACCUUGCUACCAGAGAGCAAAACUGGUGUUUCUCGAAAUUUGGAGAUUGAGUUUCAAUGGUCAAAUAAAUAAAUACCAUGAAUCUUGGUAUGCGAUUUUGUCAUAUAUCAUAAAAGGAAUAUCAUGUAAUUGUCUGUAUCAUUAGUGGAGAAGAAUGUUCUUUACCUGUGUAUCUGACAUUGUAAAUCAGCACAAAAGCCAUAGCCGGUUACUCCUUGAGCUUACAGUAAAGCCAUCAGAAGAAUCCAGCCACAGGAUGGGGCCUUAAUGUUGUUAUUAUUAAUAAUCAUUCUUUAUUUGUUUUAUUUUUGUUAAGAACUUGAUGAAAACUGUAACAUUUCAUCUGCGUGUUAUGUAGAGCUUUUGAAGCAUAAAGUAUUCGGUUUGGGGAUUUUCCUGUGACUCUGUUUCUUCACAAAUCAUCUACUUGUCUCUGAAUAUGUAACCAUUUGAGAUAAAAUUUGGUGAGAGAAGCUGCUGCUGUCUUGACUCUGGAGAGAGAAUGAUCAAUUUUAAUGAGAUUUAUAUUAUCAUUGCUUAUUGGUUGUAA